Molecule: messenger RNA, 1433 nt
Organism: Neomonachus schauinslandi (Hawaiian monk seal)
Lineage: Eukaryota; Metazoa; Chordata; Mammalia; Carnivora; Phocidae
Gene: ARRB1
Product: arrestin beta 1
Exons: 16
Coding region: 79-1335 (418 amino acids)
Biological process (GO): visual perception; G protein-coupled receptor internalization; signal transduction
Molecular function (GO): G protein-coupled receptor binding
Source: RefSeq, a predicted model, not a curated record
GCCCGCGCUCCUCCUGCCGGCCGGGGAUUUUCCAGCCUGGGCGCUGUCGCCUCGGACCUCCUGCGGCCGCGGCGGACCAUGGGCGACAAAGGGACGCGGGUGUUCAAGAAGGCAAGCCCGAAUGGAAAGCUCACGGUCUAUCUGGGAAAGCGGGACUUUGUGGACCACAUCGACCUCGUGGACCCUGUGGAUGGUGUGGUCCUGGUGGAUCCUGAGUAUCUCAAGGAGAGGAGAGUCUAUGUGACACUGACCUGCGCCUUCCGCUAUGGCCGGGAGGACCUGGACGUCCUGGGCCUGACCUUCCGCAAGGACCUGUUUGUGGCCAACGUGCAGUCCUUCCCGCCGGCCCCUGAGGACAAGAAGGCCCUGACGCGGCUGCAGGAGCGCCUCAUCAAGAAGCUGGGCGAGCACGCCUAUCCUUUCACCUUUGAGAUCCCUCCGAACCUCCCGUGCUCUGUGACAUUGCAGCCGGGGCCUGAAGACACAGGGAAGGCCUGUGGUGUGGACUAUGAAGUCAAAGCCUUCUGUGCCGAGAACCUGGAGGAGAAGAUCCACAAGCGGAAUUCCGUGCGCCUGGUUAUCAGGAAGGUUCAGUAUGCCCCGGAGAGGCCUGGCCCCCAGCCCACAGCUGAGACCACCAGGCAGUUCCUCAUGUCGGACAAGCCCUUGCAUCUAGAGGCUUCCCUGGAUAAGGAGAUCUAUUACCACGGAGAACCCAUCAGCGUUAAUGUCCACGUCACCAACAACACCAACAAGACAGUGAAGAAGAUCAAGAUCUCGGUGCGUCAGUAUGCGGACAUCUGCCUUUUUAACACAGCCCAGUACAAGUGCCCUGUGGCCAUGGAAGAGGCCGAUGACACCGUGGCCCCCAGUUCAACCUUCUGCAAGGUUUACACACUCACGCCCUUCCUGGCCAACAACCGAGAGAAGCGGGGCCUUGCCCUGGACGGGAAGCUCAAGCAUGAAGACACAAACCUGGCCUCCAGCACCCUGUUGAGGGAAGGAGCCAACCGGGAGAUCCUGGGCAUCAUUGUUUCCUACAAAGUGAAAGUGAAGCUGGUGGUAUCUCGGGGCGGCCUGUUGGGAGACCUUGCAUCCAGUGACGUGGCCGUGGAACUGCCCUUCACCCUAAUGCACCCCAAGCCCAAAGAGGAACCCCCACAUCGUGAAGUUCCAGAGAACGAGGCGCCAGUAGAUACCAAUCUCAUAGAACUUGACACAAACGAUGACGACAUCGUGUUUGAGGACUUUGCCCGCCAGAGACUGAAAGGCAUGAAGGAUGACAAGGAGGAGGAGGAGGAUGGUACUGGCUCGCCACAGCUCAACGACAGAUAGACUGGGGCUGGCCCUCCCUCCGGGCAGCUCCAGGGCCACGCUCAUGCACUAGGAUGCUUAUUUGUCUUCUUCCUGCCCUCGUUCCCCUCCCCCUUGUU